This is a messenger RNA of Didymosphaeria variabile, 3444 nucleotides long. RefSeq lists its product as uncharacterized. Lineage: Eukaryota; Fungi; Ascomycota; Dothideomycetes; Pleosporales; Didymosphaeriaceae. Gene Ontology annotation, cellular component: trans-Golgi network; cytoplasm; endosome. Gene Ontology annotation, biological process: intra-Golgi vesicle-mediated transport. Bases 1 to 3444 code for a protein of 1147 amino acids. The transcript has 4 exons. Gene Ontology annotation, molecular function: protein binding; GTPase activator activity. The record is from RefSeq and is a predicted model, not a curated record.
AUGGGCGCCGUCAACAGCAGACCUGAGGAAAACGCCCUUUUCCUCCGCGACCAAAAUCGCUUUUCCAUUGCUGCGCUGAGCAUCGCAAACGGCCGCGGCCGCACGCUUCUUCAUAUCACACCGAACGCCUUCCCCGCGUCAAGAUAUUCCGCAAAACGGGAGCUCGGUGACGACAGUGUGAUUGACUACAUACUUGAUCCAGAGUCAAGUCUCGCUGGCGGGCCGCCGUCCUUCCUGCUGCGCUUAUCGAAUGACGACGAGCUCACAUUCAAUUUCACAUUCAUAAUCAGGCAGGUUCAAGCUGCGCCCAGUAUAUACAACGUCAAUAAUACCCCAUCUACCAUCGCUCCAACCGGCCUGGUCGAUACGUCAAUAAAUGGCCUCACAUUUGUAUUUGGGUCAAACGCAAGAGAGUUGGACAACUUAGUCACCAGAGAAUUCCACGCGAAUCCCAACCUACACAAAGACCCACACGUCGAACUUGUGGGGGACUACACUACGGGCGGCACCAGCUCAGUCCAAUUUCAGUGGUCAUGGAAAUGGAAGCCGCCAAAGUCGAACGAGGACCGCGGAGGUGGCUGGCGUACAAGUUGCUGCUUUGUCGAAUACGACCAGCGAGCUCAUAAGCUGGAAACUCUCGCAAACUUUACAUUCUGGGUUCACAACGUGCGGCCCAUCCAGAGUCCGAAAUCACCUUCUCCCCGCAUGGAGCUCGGUGUACCUCCCAGGCUUCGUGUUCCCUCCGCGCAGAGUAUCGAAUCACGAGUCAGUGAUUCCGACAAUGACAGAGACCCGCUCGAUGCGCCUCCCAAGUCGCCAACCUUCGAACCAAUCCCGGAAUACGGACUUGGAUUGGUUCCAAGCCAGGCUACGACCCUAACGAACAGCACAGUCAAGGUGGACGUCAGUUGUUCUCGGCCUGGAGAAGAUUUGAGCCAGACUGAAGACGGUCCGCUCUUCCGCGCUACUAUGAAGUCGCUGGAGCAGAAGACCGGCAAUAUGCGCACCAAGUGGAAGAAGGUUCUGAAGCGAGCUGAGUCGGCGCUUGAGGCCCAGGUAGCGUGCAACAAUGCGAUGGCCGACCUGAUGGAAGCUCUACGCGAGGCGUCGACUUCGAAUGCGAACGCAGUUCAACCAGCUAUUGACCACUAUUUCGACAGCAUCGCGAAGGAGAUUUUGGUCUACGAGCGAAUGAACUCUUCAAACAUACAAAAACUUAUCAUCGAUCCUAUCUAUAAGCUCUACAACAUCGAUAUCAAGCAGGUAGAGACGAAGCGGAAGGAUUUUGAGGAAGAAAGCAAAGAGUACUACGGUUAUCUCAGUCGAUAUCUGGGACAACGCUCCGACUCCAUGAAAGAAAAGAAGCGCGCUGAGACUGACUCGAAAUAUCAGUCCAAGCGUCGGAAUUUUGAGCUCAAACGCUUCGAUUAUUCCUCAUUCAUGCAAGAUCUUCAUGGCGGGAGGAAGGACCAAGAGGUACUGUCGCAUCUCACGAGAUAUGCAGAUACUCAAGCCAGGAACUACUUGGAUACUGCCAAGAAAAUCGAGACAAUGAUCCCGCAACUGGAGGCGUUGUUUGUAGAAGUAAAAGAAGCGGACAAGGAGUUUCAGCUACAGAGGACGGAGAGGGAGGAGAAGCGCAGGGCGUUAGAGAAGAGCAAGAAACAGUACGACGAACCACCACCAUCUCAAGCCCUGCCCACUACACCGGCCAAUGGUAGCAUUGCAAGGACGGGAGUGACAUCUGAAACGAGUCUGCCGGGACGCAAAUCAAGCGUCGCUACGGUCCCAACAAGUACAGCAAACGCCAUUUCGUCGUUGGCUAGCAUACCCACUAUUGCGUCUCCACAGAGUCCAGAAGUCAGCCAUGCAACGCUAGCCGGGAGUCCUCAGCCCAACAAAUUCAAGGGCAUCCGCGACCUAGAAGACAAAGAUUAUAGCAUUUCGAGCGGUCUCGAUGUCAAGAAUGGCGCACAUCGCAAGGAAGGCCUCUUGUGGGCACUUAGCAGACCGGGCAGUCACGUUGAUCCCAAGGGUCUCAAUAAGACGGCGUGGCACAAGUUCUGGAUCGUGUUAGACCAGGGCAAGCUCUCAGAAUACACCAAUUGGAAGCAGAGUUUGGAGCUUCACAUGGAGCCUAUAGAUCUUCGCAUGGCAUCGGUCAGAGAAGCCCGUAAUCAAGAGCGUCGAUUUUGUUUCGAGGUCAUCACGCCACAGUUCACUCGAGUCUAUCAGGCAACCAACGAAGACGACAUGAAGUCUUGGAUCGCCGCCGUAAACAACGCUCUGCAAUCGGCUGUGGAGUCCGCUGGAAAGCAAGAUCGCCCUUCAACCGACUCUUUACCAGGACAAACCAGAAGGGACAUUGCGUCUGUUUUGACGGGUAAAAGUCCUUCUUUGUCGAGUCAUAAGAACCACUACAGUUCCAAAACUCCAGCUCGCCAUGCGACUGUAGGCGACCGUCCUGGGUAUCGAAGGGAAGAGUCCGUCGGCGACGACGGCAAACUGCUCAAACAAGUGCGUGACGCAGAUGCUAGUAACCAAGUCUGCGCAGACUGUGGAUCUGACAGCAAAGUCGAUUGGGUUUCCAUCAACCUCGGAAUCGUCAUCUGCAUUGAGUGUAGUGGUAUUCAUCGAUCACUAGGAACGCAUAUCUCUAAAAUCCGCUCCUUGACGCUCGAUACGAAUUCGUUUACUCCGGACAUCGUAGACAUCCUCAUCAAAAUAGGCAACAGCAACAGCAAUGCGAUCUGGGAGGCACGACUCUUGGGGUCCCUAAAACCAGCUCCUACAUCGACUCGCGAGCAAAGGUUACAUUUCAUCACUUCCAAGUAUGCAGAUCGAGCCUUUGUUGCUCCGAUUUCGCCUGCACUGUCGCAUUACGCUACGCCUGAAGAGACCCUGCUCGCGUCGAUUAAGAAGAACGAUAUUCAGAACGUUCUCUACGCACUAGCACUCAAGGCAGACCCCAAUUCGAAGGACCGAUCUCGCGGCACGCAUGCAGUAUUUCUGGCUUUGGCUGCAGCUGAUCCUGCAUCGCCUUCAGCAUCUGUGUCGCCUGCAAGCUCACCAUUGCCUGGCGCACGACCAACGACAUCCCAUGCCCCACUUCGAAAAUCAUUCCCAGUCGCUGAACUCCUAUUGCAAAACGGCGCAGAACUUCCGACGCAAUCCGCACCAAUCCCACUAAGCUCGUCGGCACGGCUGUACCUCGAGCACAAGGCUGACCAGCGAGCCGGGCGGAGGCCCAUGCCCAUGGCUGGGCAUCAGCCCAACACUAGCGGAGACAUACUCACUGCACUCCCUUCCAUCGUAGCCGGUAACGGUAGUACCCCUGCAGAACGGGCCAAAGAUCGAGAAGCGAGGUUACAAAAGCGCGUCUCUGCUGGCGGAAGGUUGGUCAAGAAUCUCUCGGAUCACUCCGAAGGUAGGCGAGGCCCAUAG